This is a messenger RNA of Cynoglossus semilaevis (tongue sole), 2152 nucleotides long. It is a transcript of the gene sf3a3, whose product is annotated as splicing factor 3a, subunit 3. The record is from RefSeq and is a predicted model, not a curated record. Gene Ontology annotation, cellular component: spliceosomal complex; nucleus. Gene Ontology annotation, biological process: mRNA splicing, via spliceosome. Bases 155 to 1660 code for a protein of 501 amino acids. Gene Ontology annotation, molecular function: zinc ion binding; RNA binding. The transcript is spliced from 17 exons. NCBI's taxonomy places the organism in Eukaryota, Metazoa, Chordata, Actinopteri, Pleuronectiformes, Cynoglossidae.
CUCCGUUUACGUGUCGGACGCUAUCGCUUUUACACGCGCCAUAGAAGCCAAGCGUAUUUAAAACGGAACGGGCCCCUUUGCUUUGCUUCGUUUCGUUUUUGUUUCGUUGGUUGCUUUUUGUUUUUAUCUUAAAAAUAAACACCACAUUAUUAGAAUGGAAACUAUUUUAGAGCAGCAACGUCGUUAUCACGAAGAGAAGGAGAGGCUAAUGGAUGCUAAAACAAAAGAAAUGUUACACAAGAAGUCUACGCUUCGGGAACAGAUUAACUCAGAUCACAGGACAAGGGCAAUACUGGAUAGGUAUAUGGAAGUGAGCAAAAAUCUCAGAGACUCGUAUGAGGAUAAAGAUGGUAUGAGAAAGGAUGAGCUUGCUGCCAUUUCAGGACCAAAUGAGUUUGCAGAGUUUUACAAUAGACUCAAGCAGAUUAAGGAGUUCCAUCGCAAACAUCCAAAUGAGAUUUCUGUUCCAAUGUCGGCAGAAUUUGAAGAGCUGAUGAAGGCCAGGGACAAUUCAAGUGAAGAUGCUCAAAACCUGGUGGAGUUCACAGAUGAAGAAGGCUACGGCCGCUACCUUGAUCUCCAUGACUGCUACCUGAAGUACAUCAAUUUGAAGGGAGCAGAGAAACCGGAAUACAUCACAUAUCUGUCAUCAUUUGACCAGCUCUUUGACAUCUCCAAAGACAGGAAGAAUGCUGAAUACAAGAAGUAUUUGGAGAUGCUGUUGGAAUACCUGCAAGACUACACGGAUAGGGUCAAACCACUGUUGGACCAGAAUGAGUUAUACAACAAAGUCCUAAUAGAUUUUGAGAAGAAAUGGGACAGUGGGGCUUUUCCUGGUUGGCCUAAAGAGACAAGUAGUGCGUUAACACAUGCUGGAGCUCAUCUGGACCUUUCUGCAUUUUCUUCGUGGGAGGAGUUGGCCUCCUUAGGUCUAGACAGAUUAAAAUCUGCUCUUAUGGCACUGGGAUUGAAGUGUGGUGGAACUCUAGAGGAGAGAGCACAGAGACUGUUCAGCACCAAAGGCAAGUCCCUGGAGUCACUGGACCCUUCAGUGUUUGCCAAGAACCCCAAAGUCAAAGGACCAAAAAAAGACACAGAGCGCAACAAAGAGAUUGCAUUCUUCGAGGCUCAAGUAUACGAGUACGUGGAGAUCCUUGGGGAACAGAGGCAGUUGACGCAUGAGAAUGUGCAAAGGAAGCAGGCCAGGACUGGUGAGGAGCGUGAGGAAGAGGAUGAAGAGCAACUCAGCGAAAGUGAAAGUGAAGAUGAAGACAAUGAAAUAAUCUACAACCCCAAGAACCUCCCGUUGGGUUGGGAUGGUAAGCCAAUCCCAUACUGGCUGUAUAAAUUACAUGGGCUGAAUAUAAACUACAAUUGUGAAAUUUGUGGAAACUACACGUACAGAGGACCCAAGGCCUUCCAGAGACACUUUGCUGAAUGGCGACACGCCCACGGUAUGCGUUGUCUUGGAAUUCCCAACACAGCGCACUUUGCUAAUGUCACUCAGAUCGAAGAUGCUGUUUCUUUGUGGGCAAAGCUAAAAUCCCAGAAGGCUUUAGAGAGGUGGCAGCCAGACACAGAGGAAGAGUACGAGGACUCCAGUGGAAAUGUGGUCAACAAAAAAACCUAUGAGGAUCUAAAGAGACAAGGUCUGCUGUAGAGAUUCGCAGAGGGAUGCGAUUGCUUUUUAAAGAUCCUCUGUCCUACUAGUAGCUAUUCAUUUUUCAGCAAACUUCUUUCGCUGUUCUACCCAUUAACUUUUGCUGUUAAUCAUAGUAGUUGUUGAUACUUGCUUUCUGUAAAUUGUGAAUUCACAAGAACAGUUUGAGACAAUUUAAAAAGAGAAAGUUUGGUUUGUCUAAGCCUCAACUGUUAUUAUUUUGCAAAGUUAAAGUGUCAUUACGGAUCACGUCUUCUUUCAGGACCAAAGGUACUGUAUAAAGUCAUUUUUGACAUUGGCUAAAACACUGCCUACAGUUGUUAAAAUUCUGAAACAUUCACAGAGUUUGGUUUGUUUGAGAGUUGUGUAAUCAAUUUUAAUCUGUUCGAUUUUUCUGGCAAAAGGCCAUGUACUUGCAAGUGUAAUUCCACUGUCCUACUCUUGGAUAGUUACUGCAUUUAUUGCUCAAAUAAAGUAAUGUAGUAGAAUUUA